Molecule: messenger RNA, 7130 nt
Organism: Nerophis lumbriciformis (worm pipefish)
Lineage: Eukaryota; Metazoa; Chordata; Actinopteri; Syngnathiformes; Syngnathidae
Gene: srbd1
Product: S1 RNA binding domain 1
Biological process (GO): nucleobase-containing compound metabolic process; translation
Molecular function (GO): mRNA binding; structural constituent of ribosome
Source: RefSeq, a predicted model, not a curated record
GAUUGCACUCAGAACACAUAGGUUAUAAAGCAUUAUACACAUAUUUAAAAAACAUUGGGUUAAAAUAAAAGAAUAUAGAGUAGGGUUCCACCUAGGUCCACACUCCAUUUCAGUAGGUGGCGGUAAUGCACACCAGAAGGUUGCUUGCCAACUGCCAUUAAACAAAAGAAGAAGAAGAAGUCAGAGCAUUUGCUCGAGUUGCUUUCCCUUUAACUAGCUUGUUGUCAAUAUUGUAAACAUCCCGAGAAACAAAGAUGAAUCGACGACCAAGAGCCACUGUCAAAACUGUGGACUAUGGAGAGCCAGAAGAUGACUGGUUAAAUAACGAUGACGCCAAUGAAGAGGAAUGGAGACCACCUGAGCGAAAAGCCCCCUGCCCAGGUUCCAGGGCCUCUGCUGCAGGAGAAAAGCAGGCCGCUUCCAGGAGAACUUCCAGAGCCAAAGAGCCUAAAGUGCCUAACAAUGAAACGUUGCAAAAACCUGCUACCAAAAGGAAGGCACAAGCCCCUCAAAGUAGGGCAAAGAAAACCAUAACCAACUCCGAUGAGGGCAACAUGAAUGAAGGUGAACAUAAAAGCGACAUUAAAAGUGAUUUACCGGCCAGUCCGACAGCAGCAGAGGGUGGGUCAAGUGUCAGAGCAAAAGAGGAGAGAGUCUCGUUUACUGUGUCGAAUGCUGAUGAAGGCCCAUCGUUUUCUGGCUGGACAGCAAAGAAAGAAGAAGAAUUGGAAGACUUCACCUAUGAUGAACCUGCUCUGAAGAAACAGAAGACGGGCGCUGAUAGUCAGACUGUCCUGUCAAAAAAAUCACACGUUUUGGCGAAAGGGGACCUUAAUAUGAACUGGGACACGAUAGAGUUGCUGUCCACUUUCACGUGCGUAGAACGAUGGGUGUGCGCCAAUGUGGUCACCUUACUCCGUGAAGAGAACACGGUGCCUUUCAUUGUGCGCUACCGCAAAGAGAUGAUCAACCACAUGGAUGCAGACGCUGUGCGGGACGUUCAGCUUGUGUACGAAGAUCUAUGCACAGUGGCAAAGAAAACCCAGUCUGUGGUCAACACCCUGAAGAAAGAUGGGGUCCUGACCACUGAACUUGACCAAAGCCUAAGGAGCUGCCGAUCUUUGGAUGAACUGGAUCACGUGUACACUCCCUAUAAAAAAGGCUGUAAGGUGACCAAAGUUCGCAAGGCCAAGGCUCUCGGCCUGGAGGCAGCUGCCACCACUCUCAUGGAGGCUCCACACAAUUUAGAUUUAAGGAUGUGGGUUAAACCUGGAACAGAGGGUCUGUCAUCUGUGGAUGAGGUUGCGACAGGCACAGAGCAUAUUCUCGCCUACACGAUAGCCAAAGACCCCGAGACCCUCACCUAUGUGAAAACAUUGUGUGAGAACAGCUUGGUGACCCUCCACUCAUCAGUGACCAAGGCUGCCCUCAAGGAGAAAGAAGAGCAGGAGAAAUUGGACCAGGACCAUAAGAAGCUUGGACAUCAGAAGAAAAAAAAGCAGGACAUUGACAAGUUUCAUCUCUACUUUGACUUCACCUGCAAUAUCCAACGCAUUCAGCCUCAUCAGACUUUGGCCAUUAACAGAGGGGAGAGUCUGAAGUUUUUGACAGUGAAGGUGAACAUCCCUGACAGGGUGAAGAGUUUCUUCACCGGGUGGUGCAUCAACACCAGAUGGAAACCAAAGACGUAUGCUAGAGAGGAGCAUCAAGCGUUAAUCAAGAGUGCGGUGGAUGACUCUUAUAAAAGGCUUGUUUUGCCUUUCCUAACAAGGAUGUACAGAACUAAACUCUCCACAACAGCAGAGAAGGAGUCGGUCGCCAUGUUUGUACGAAACCUACGCCAGCGCUUGUUAAUGUGUCCAGUUCGGGGCUGUGUCAUGAUGGGGGUGGACCCUGGCUUCACACAUGGCUGUAAGGUGGCAGUCCUCUCCCCAACUGGUCAGAUUCUUCAUACAGAUGUCGUCUACCUACACAGCUCCCGCAAUCACAAUGAGGCAGACAAAUUGCGCCACCUAAUCUUACAAUACAGCUGCAGCAGGGUCGUCAUUGGCAAUGGGACAGCGUGUCGAGAGACCGAGUCCUUCUUUGCUGAUCUCAUCGCAAGGCGUUUUUUUCACCCCCUGGAUGUGUCCUACUGCAUUACCAAUGAGGCUGGAGCAUCCAUCUACAGUGUGAGCCCUGAGGCAGUCAAGGAGAUGCCAGAUUUGGACCCCAACCUGAGGAGCGCAGUGUCCAUUGGAAGACGUGUCCAGGAUCCGUUGGCGGAGCUUGUGAAGAUAGAUCCAAAACACAUAGGCAUUGGAACAUACCAGCAUGAUGUUUCAUCCAGCGCUCUGAAGGCAGCUCUGGACAGUGUGGUGCAGGAGUGUGUGAGCUUCGUUGGGGUUGACAUCAACAUCUGUUCUGAGACUCUGAUGAGGCACGUUGCAGGUUUAAAUGCAGGCACGGCGCGGAAUAUUGCCGAGUGGAGAGAGCAGAACGGUCCCUUCGUCAACAGGGAGCAGCUGAAACUGGUCAAAGGCAUAGGACCAAAGAGCUACCAGCAGUGUGCCGGCUUCAUCAGAAUCAACCAGCAAACCAUGCACAGCGCCAGGUCUGCACCUCCUCCAGCAGCGCUACAUAAACCGGCAGCAAAGAAGGUCAAAGGAAAGUCCAGUGUCAUACCGACACACUUCAACCCUCUGGACCAGACCUGCAUACACCCUGAGUCCUACGAUGUGGCGCAGAGGUUUCUUUGCCUCAUUGGCGGCAGUGCUAACCACAUCGGAAGUGACGAGCUCAAACAGUGUGUAAACAGUAAAGUUGGCUCCAGCAGCGUUGAAGAGCUGUCUAAAACGCUGGGCACCACACCUGAGACCCUCCAGCUCAUCAUUGACGGCUUCACGCAGCCCCCUGGGUUUGACAUUCGCCAAGAUUUUGGGCAGGAGGACUUUAAGCGAGGUGUCGUAUCCAUUCAUGACCUACAGGUAGGCACAGUCCUGACAGGCCGGGUGGACAACACGUGUUUAUUUGGGGCUUUCGUAGACAUCGGCGUUGGCCGCGACGGUCUCAUCCAUAAGAGCAACAUUACUUUGGAUAAGCUACCCAUUAGCCAGCGGCGCCGCAGCCUUGCCUUGGGACCUGGGCAGAGGGUGGCGGUCCGGGUGUUAAAUGUGGACGCUCAGCGGGGACGCAUCGGCCUGGACCUGAUCAGGGUUCUGCAGUGAUGAGCACUUAAUUAGUUUUCUUGAAGCGUUCAUUCUUCGUUUAAAUAAGAGACUCUUAUUUGGACUAAGUCUUUCACGCUACAUUUUUCCCAAUUGUCGUGAAGCAAUGACUCAAGGACGGAACAGGACAUUUGGAUUUAUGAAAGAUCGAAAGAAGACAGCCAUGGAAGAAAGUAAACCAACAUGAAGACUUGAAGAGACUCCCAGCGUGCCACUGCCAGGGGAACGGGUGGAGGUUAGAAUUAGGGAUAGGAGGAGGAGAGCAUACGUUUAUUUUCUAGACUACAGCAAAGCCUGGAGGCUUUUUAGGCAUUGUCCCAGACAUAAUUAUCCCAGGACACACAUGCUAAUCGGCUGCUUCAAAAUUAAUCCCAGGCUCCCCAUUCACAUUAUCUCAUUUGUUUGUUUUUAUAAAAGCUGCAGUAAAUACGAGAUGCAAAAACAUAAUGUGGUUCUGAGAAAGCGACGGUCCCCUGUGCUGAACUUGAUACUGAAUGCAGAAUACCUAAUCACCGUAAGGGCUGCCGCCUCCCCUUGGGCUACAAAUAGAAUACAUUCUAGACGCACAAACACAAAGACAUAUUUGAUCAAGCGUAAUCACAUGUGGCACUUUGCUUUCAGAUGAUCGGUCAAAGCUAGACUUGCAUAAUAUUGCCACUAUUUGCUCAGGCUUUUCUCUUUCAGAGAGGAUUACAUUUCCCAUCUGCAUGCCUCAUUCUGUUUUGAUGCUAACCUUUGUCAACAUGUGCCUGCACACCCCUGAUCAAAGUAUUGAGACCUGUGCAUGCUUUUCUCGCCUUCCUUAUUUUCCAUCCCUGUCCUAGACAUGAGGGCACAGACGGGACAAGCAAUCUGGCAGCCUGCUUUCAUUGCCCCUUUGUGUUCCACUCAAACACAGACGAGCAAUAAGAAGCAGCGUGACGGCAGGACCAUGUUUGUGGCUCUCACUUCUCAUCCGAUCUGCUACUUUCAGAUUUUUGUGAUAGAGUGACCUCAGGUGUGCCUUUCUAAAGUAAACGCUUGGCUAUUUGUUGUUGGUUAUAUGCAUCGUUUAGCAUCCAAAAAGCUUUCAGGUUCAUCCUCUCUAAGAGAUUUACCACCUGCCCGUGAAAAAAGAAACAUGCUAUAUAACUUCUAAAGGCUGGCCGCAUCCAAUAAUAACAAACACCACACUGACGAUCUGAUCAAUGCUUUUUCCAGAGUACAGGCGGAUCUGCUGCCACAUCCGUAAGGCUUAGGAGGAUAAGAUCCCAAUACAAGAUUUGUUAUUUAUGUGUCGUUGAGUGUAUUAAGCCAAUAAGGUUUAAAAAUUAUCGUGACUUGUAGAAAUGACUGGCCUUUAGUUUGACGAUUUUUCCAAUAGUUAGAAAAGAACAGCACCGCUAAUACCCAAAUUUAAUUUGAUGUUACGUCAGCUGAUUUUUACAAUGUCUUAUUAGCAGUAAAAUGAGCGCUUUUGUUUUCCAAUCUGAGGUUUCUUUACUUGUUUUUGGUAAGAAAAUAACACUAAGAAAAAAAUGCAAUUAUUUAACAGCCUCGUGUGUUUCCUCCACUCCAAUUCUUUGUAUAAUUAGCACCCAAUAAUGUUGGUCUCUUUAAAAAAAUAACCUGUAUAAGAAGGUCAAACUUGCUAUAAAUGUGUCUCUGUGUUCUCGUUUUAUGUACCUGCUGUGAUUAUCUUCUUAGGAUCACUUAUAAAGCAAUCUUACGCACUUUUUUUGUCACUUCUUUCUGCUGUUGAGUGACACUUGAAGUCCUAAAGCCUAAAGCACUAGAACAUUCCAAUUAUUUGAAACUGGAGCUUUCUGAACAUGUCCAUUUUUUUUAUUACAAAAAUACAUUUUUAAUUUGUAUAAUUUUUUACACAUUAUCAAAAAAGAAACAUGAACAACAUCAAGCAUGAAGACUUUCCGGCCAAAUGACAGAAAUUAGGAAGCUCUUUCACAACAUUAUUUUUAUGUUUUUAUGUUACACUGAACAAAAAUAUAAACGCAACACUUCUGUUUUCUCUCCCGUUUUUCAUGAGUUGAACUCAAAGAUCUAAAACUUUUGCUGUAUACACAAAAUACCUAUUCCUCUCAAAUAUUGUUCACAAAUCUGUCUAAAUCUGUGUUAGUGAGCAUUUCUCCUUUGCCAAGAUAAUAUAUCCCACUUAACAGGUGUGGCAUAUCAAGACAUUUAACUGUUUUACUAUAAAAUACAUAAUGACAUUUUUGAUAAUUUCACAGUGCAUCAAUACAUUAACUGUUCAUACUGAUGUGUUGGCGAAACAGAAAAUGCGUUUUUCUCACCUUAUCCCUUUCAAAUUUAAAAAAGUUUGUUUUCAAAAAUCAGGUGUCUCUUUUUUUCUUCUUUGAGGCAAACUUGCAGGAUCACUGGACAGCCCUCGUGGAUCAUACGUUAAAUGCAUGCAUCUGAUCUGAUACGUCAGGCUUUUUAGGAAAAAAAACGAUUUACACUGAUGAUGUAAAGGGCUCAAAAACUUGUUUCACUUCUGAAACGAUUGGCGUUUCACUAAGAUGGAGAGAGAGAGGGAUGAGGCUGGAGGAAAGAUGGAUGGAAUGAGGCAGGAAAUGAGAAGGCUUUCUCCAGUUUCACUCUCUGUGACCUCAUCAGUGUGAUCAUGGGUUUUAUGAGCUUUCCCUCUUGACGCCCACACGCCAGGACACACACACUUGUGCUAUAGUAUGUAUUUAUUUCACACGUCCAAAGGACCACAUAUCUUGUGGCUUUGUCGCUCUUUUGUGUUGCUUGAAAUCAGGAUCUCCACUCAUGACACGUCUCUUAAUGACUCAUCAGCAUGCCUACAACUUUGAGACAUAAAGGCAUCCUUAGAUGGGUUUAGUUCGGGAGGAGGCUCACAAAUAUUCUUCAGUGUGAAUUGACAAGAAUUUGAUAACCUAGGAGUGUGUAUCCAAACCUGAAGUUUUCUGGAGAGACGGCUUUGCAGUUUGGUUUUGAAUGCAUUUCCAGAGCGAGGGUGCAUUUUCGCUCCUUUGCACUCGUCUGUGGCUAAUUUUUAAUGCUUUCCAGUGCGUCAUGUAAGAAAAUGAUCAGCUCUCACAGUGCGGUUGUUUCAAAAUUUACCAAAGCUCUGCUGUGUUAGAUUUACAGGGGCAUAAAUUUAAUAUAUGUGUUUUCUCGCCAUUGCUGCCUGUGUCCGCAGUAGGCUUUCUUACGCGGAAAGAUCAUGUUUUAUACUGCCGAGAACUACAGUCAAGCCAUUCACUUCAAGUCAAAUGUGUAGGCGGGAUGGCAAUGUCUAGCUUCUCAAUCAGUGGGAACAUAUGCGGCACAGUGAAAGCCGGCAACGGGAUAUGCAAAUAAUCUGGAAAAGAUUAAGUCAUUUCUGGGGUGCAUUUGAAAGGGCAGUUCUAUUGGAGCAGCUUUGGUUAUGGUUGUGAAGUCAUUAAUUGCAGACUGAAGGAUGGACAUAGAUUGUAAACACUGGACGACAACUGAGAAAAUCGAGCUUUUGGUGGCUUUUUAUUUAAAAAAAAUGGUAAGCUUUAAGAUAAGUUAUUAUCUCUGGUCUUCUUCUCAGUCUUCUUGAUUCCCCUUCGGGGUGAUGGACAGCUGUCAAGACGCUUCAUAGCAGCAGUCGACCUCCAGGGUCCCAACCCACCCCGUUGCGAGUUGUCGUGAUUAAAUGUAACAUGUUUAUGUGUGCAUGGCAUGGAGGUUUUUUCCCACUCCAGACUAGGCCCCCUUAGGAGCCCAGUCUAGAUUGUAUUUUUUUUACUCAUCUUCUUCCCCAGCGUUUGACCUUUUUCCCACCUUUUACGGGGUGCCUCGUGGCGACCCAUCAGCGUUCCUGUUCUGUAACCCUGUACACUCUUUGUAUGUCUAAUCUUGAACGGGUUUUUGCUGAAAACAUAGUUUCGUUGUACUUGUUGCAAUGACAAUAAAGACCUAUCCUAUCCA